CGCCGCCCUCCCCACCCGCCCCCUCCCCAUGCAACGUCUGCGUUACUAUUACCAUUAACCCGCCAACCGACUUUUCCGGAAACCCCUACUCCUUCGGCCCCAACGUCAGCUGCAGCGCUCUUUCCUCGCUCAUUACCAACGGCCUAACCACCACCGCAGCAGAUUACGGCGUGGUCAUUUCCACGCCCUUCACCAUGAAAUCCUGCUCCACCGCAUACGAUCCAAUCGCACAGCCGAGGGUUACGCCCACCAUGCAAGUGUGCGGCGGGUUUUACUCGGCUGUGGAGAGCCAGAAGCUGCAGCUGGACGUCGGGGAGCUGCUCAAGGGCUGGGUGCAGUUCGUUGUAGGAAGCGCGCAGUGCCCUGCGUACCUGGACGGUUACAUUGUGGACGGAUUUGUGCAGCCGGAUGAUGGAAGCAGUUGCUUGGUGGGGGAAUACGUGAACAGCUGCUCCUCAAAGGCUUUCCCGCUGCCGCCGCCGCCACCGUCCCCACCAACAGCGCCAGCAACGCCGCCACCGCCUUUCUCGUUUGUGCAGACUCACAUCUGCCCCCAGUCCAAUGCCAAUGUGCCGUACAUUCUCUCCCCCAUCCAAGUCUCCAAGGGCAGGGACCUGCAAGGCAACGCGGCGACGGUCAUGUGCACAAGCGUCGUGACGCAGACCUGCGACCCCUCAGCUUCCUGCUGCGACAUGGACUUCUCGAAGGUCGAGCUGUUACUGAACACGGGGUGCAAGGGUGACCUGCGCCGUACCACCAUUAACGGAAAGGACGUCUCCACCAGCUGGCAAACUUACACCGGAUUCACAGCGCUCAAGUUCACCAACCUGCUCACCCUCCUGUCGAACCCCACCGAUGCCACGAUUUGCUGGUACAUUCGUAAUGGCGCCUGCAGCACUCCCUCGGCCUUCUGUUACAAUGGAAGCUGCCAGGCUGACGUCUUCUCGUCAGACAACAAGUGCUGCCCUGCCAACCUUAUCUGAGGAUGAUGGCUAACUGCUGCGGGUCACAGCAGUAACCGAACAAUGUCAGCAGCAGCUGUAUCAUUCGGCGAGGUCAAUUACGCGUGUGCGCCAUUGCGCGCCGCUACCGACGAAGUACGACAGCAGCCACGGGACCUUACUUGCCGCCGGACCAGCAUUGCAUGCUGGCCGCCGUUCGUACGGCAUGGAUGGACCCCUGCCGUACGUCUGAUGUUUGAACAUGCUUCCAAGUUUGGACAUUUGACGGCGACGAGUCCGACGAAUAUCUUUGCGCAGCCGCUGAUACGGAAUGAGCAUUUGGUUGUGUUGUUCUAGGGUUAGUUCCGCCAUCGUGGCCUAUCCUGCUAGGAGAUAAUCCACCUGCGCAUUUCCAGGUGUAAGCUGCUGGGGAGGUGUGUACUUCCACGCUACGUGCGUUUCCUGGACUGAUGAUGUAGUGCCGCUGUGCAAGUGCUGCUUCAACCCCUCUUGUUCGUGCUUGUAAUUGUGCGUUAUUCAUAAUUGAAGGCGUACGCAGUGCGCAGUUUAUUGUGUCGUAGUUUAUUGUGUCGUCGGAUUGAUGAUCGAUUAUGUUGAUGCUGAGAGCAUUUGGCUGAGCCGUCGUCCUGCACUAGGUGCGUGCCGGAAUGCACGAUUACUGUACGCUUUGGCAUCCUGAUGGAAACUUAGGGAAACUGUUGCUUGACGGAAAACUAGGACACCAGGUCGGCGCGUGAUGAUGAUGAUAAUUUCAAGCUAGGGGCUCGUUAGGCCCGGACUAGCCAGGACCGCUGCAAAGGCAAACAGAAAGGUG
Molecule: messenger RNA, 1776 nt
Organism: Astrephomene gubernaculifera
Lineage: Eukaryota; Viridiplantae; Chlorophyta; Chlorophyceae; Chlamydomonadales; Astrephomenaceae
Source: the annotation of a GenBank genome assembly